This is a messenger RNA of Pelobates fuscus (common spadefoot toad), 1078 nucleotides long. RefSeq lists its product as uncharacterized. Gene Ontology annotation, cellular component: membrane. Gene Ontology annotation, biological process: negative regulation of immune response. The transcript has 5 exons. The record is from RefSeq and is a predicted model, not a curated record. Lineage: Eukaryota; Metazoa; Chordata; Amphibia; Anura; Pelobatidae. The coding region runs from base 17 to 781 and encodes 254 amino acids.
GUUUCUUUGAAGCCAAAUGGAACGUUUGUGUCUUAUCAUCUAUAGUAUCUGUGUCAGCAACAUGCUGGGACUCUCUUAUGCCGAUGAAGAGAUAACAUUGACCCAUUUUCCAUCGGACAUUUUUAUAAAUCCAGGUGCAACUGUCACCUUUACAUGCAACGUUUCAUCCUUGAAUUAUACGAUACGUGAUAUAAACUGGUAUAAGACCAUCAAUAAUGAGUCAACAAAGAUAGCAGAUUUAAGCAACCCAGAAAAUGGAAGAAUACGCAUUUCUGCAAACUGGAAUUUAAGUAAAGCAGAGAUAUUUAUAAAGAAUGUGACCAUGAAUGACAGUGGGGAAUAUCACUGUGAGCAUGUAGAUGUAAAUGGUGACAAAAAAGUUUCGAAGAGCAGAAGGUCCAAGCUAAAUGUUACAGAUGGAAUUAUACCAGAAUCAAGUUUAACAACUCCUUCAAAGAAAAAUUCAAACAAAAAAACAAAAAGCAACACAAAUAUUACCAUAAUCUUGGUCUCCAUCAUCCUCACUCUAUUGCUGCUGUUUUUUAUCUGCAUUGCUCUGGUACUAUGGAAACAAAAAGGAAACAAGAUACCACAACCUCAAGACAAACAUCUGGAGUCACCUGCACAAAGUCCAACAGUGUAUACAGUAGACUACGGAGUUCUAGAAUUUAGCAACAAACCUUACAGGAAGUCUGCAGAGCUGUGUGUAACAGAGCAAGUUGAGUAUGCUUCAAUCAUGUUUUCUUCUGGGACUCCAUCCAUGGGAGAAGAACAUAGAUGAAAAAAAACUCUGCUUGAAAUCAUAGCUUGGAAUAUUGUUGAGAUUUAUCACAGAUUCAUACUUAAAAAGGACAUAAGAAUAACAGACAUUACAUUAAAGGACAGAUUCCCAGCUACCUUUAUUUAAAUUAUGUGAUUUUAUAAAUUAUUUCAAAAUCUUAAUCUAUAUGUACGGGGUAGAAUUUUCUGUUUUCCACCUCCUCCUUCAUACAGUUAGUGAUUCACAGACCAACAUACACUGUGUAGAACCAGACAGGGACGAUUUAUCCUUUAGGUUUAUAAACAUUGUUUCUUCAGC